GAAGCCUGAUAUUGCUGGCAUUAAUUGCAAUCACAAAAAAAUGGGUAUUUAUUGACGAGAAAUUGCUAUUUGGGGGCAUAACAAAACCUGGAAGUUUGGGUGGACAACCUCUCCAGCAGCUCGAAAAUGCCCGGAUCACCAUCUGGCAACACCGAGUUUACAUAGGGUCCGGCAGUAAGCCACGAGAUAAAUUUAGAAGAAAUGAAAAGUCGUGGUACCAUAGCGAGCCACGUCCCAUUGUAAACACGAGACUGAACGUCAUUAGCAUAAACUCAAACCAUUGUGAACGGAAUGACUCGACGUUCGGCUCGGACUUUUCUGCCGCUAAAGAGUGCCGGCCAUGUUCGGAGGACGAGAUACUCCGCCUCUACUGCUCGGGCGACUUCGUGGCUCGAGGAAGCAUCGAGCGUGUCGAGGACGACCACGACCUCGCCACGACCACCAUUACCAUCCGGGCCUCGAAGCUCUUCCAGCAGACGUCGCCGGUGUUCAGACACGCCCACGCCCACGGGAGCGACGCCAAGACCUGGGAGAGCGCGUACGGCAUCAGCAACAGCAUCCGGGGAGGGGGGGUGGCCGAGUACACGGGCCGCGUCGACGUCCCCAUCCAGUGCGGGGCGCGGGCGGGCGAGGGCGAGUUCUUGGUGAUGGGCGUGAUGAGGCUGGGGAAGCCCAUCUUGCGGUGCGCGCCCAGACACGCCGAGUGGGUCAAGAUCGCCAAAGCCGCCCGGGCCAAUGCCCAGUGUGUUCUGGAGACGUGAGCGUUGUGGACUUGCAAAAGACAGUUUCCGGAGACGUUGGACUUCGUGCAGUUGCAAAAAAAAAAAAAAACAGUUUCUAGAAACGUUAGAUUUUAUGCUUUUGCAAAAUAAGUAUUCUAGGAACGUUAUGUAUUGUGCAAUUGUAAAAGAUUUUCUAAAGACGUGAAGUUUGUGCAAUUGCAAGGGGCAUCACGGUGUUCCUAAUGUAGUCUUAAAGUGGACGUGAUUCAGUUACAAGUGACACUCGAAGAUGAGAGACAAGAGGCUCAAUCAAUUAAGUGAUCCGCUGAAAGGAGAAGAGACAUUUACAAAAAAAAAAGAAUAAUAAUAAUAAUUAUUAUUAUUAUUUUGGUGCAAUAAUAGUAGACAUUGCAAUUAACGAAUUUGCAAUGCUACAGCAACACUUUUGCUCCCAGUGUACAUAUAUUGAACUUCUAAUACCAUGGAAUCAAGGGGAGUUAAGUUCACAGUUUGAAGGGAAAGGAAAAUUCUACAGAGAGGAUUAGGUAUCCAGUGGGCCCACUUGUACACCUGUGUUUCAAAAUCCUGAAACACAGCUACUGUAAACAAAAAAUUUGUGAAUUUUAAAGGCGCCAAGGGAUCUUUAAGUUAAGAAGUCCCCAUGAGGCUUUUCACGAGUUAAAAAGUCUCCAUGAAGCUUUUCUCGAGCUAAAAAGUACUCAUGAGUCUUUUCACGAGCUAAAAAGUUUCCAUGAGGCUUUUCACGAGCUAAAAAGUCUCCAUGAGGCUUUUCACGAACUAAAAAGUCUCCAUGAGGCUUUUCACGUGCUAAAAAGUCCCCAUGAGUUUUUUUAAAGUGCUAAAAAGUCCCCAUGAGGUUUUUCACGUGCUAAAAAGUCCCCAUGCGGUUUUUCACAUGCUUAAAAGUCCCCACGAGCUAAAAGCCCACAUGGGAACCUUUCUUCUCCAGCUUCGAAGGCCAAAAUAGUCCCUUGGUUUUAGUGACUCUGUAAUGGUUUAGGUUGUAACCAGUUGCGGUUGUAAGAGUGUAAAGUGCCAUAGAUAGCACGUAAGGCCAGACAGUCUCUUGUGGUUAUGAAGUGAUUUUUUUGUGGUUAUUGAAAUGGUUCUUGAUUUUUUUAUAAGAAGCAGAUUUUGUUCUUAUUAAACCGUCUGUGAUUUAGUAGUUACUGAAAAGUCAUGGACUGAUUUCAUAGAAGGUUUAGAUGUAGGGUUUUAUAUUCAUCCUGACAAAAAGAAAAUCAUAAAUCCUUACUUAUUACUCCGUUGAAGCUAUCAGCUCUCGAAAAGUGUAUUUUUUCAUAUAUAUAUAUAUAUAUAUAUAUAUAUAUAUAUAUAUAUAUAUAUAUAUAUAUAUAUAUAUAUAAUUGUUCCUUUUAAACUUUGUUGAAAACUAUUCUUGAAAUUGUCCUGUCGACCGCUUUCCAGGGUGUAUACAAACCACGGUAUGAUACAGCCCCCUGCUUGUGUACAAAGCUUAGUAUAAUUCCUUCAGACUCUUGGAGGAAAAAAAAUAUAUCUCAUAGAAGGUCGUAAGAAAACAGUAGUGGUCCUAAGUGCAAUGUUGUUUUUUCCUUCCGCUGAUUUUAGGGACGCCAUUACUUGGUUGGGGUCUGAGAAAGCCUUUCAAGAGGAGACGAGCGAGUGUUUUUGCUCGUCUCUGACAUUAUUCCCUCCUCUUCUUCCUUCUCCUUCUUCUUCCUUCUUCUCCCUCUUCCUCCUUCUCCCCUCUUCCUCUUCCUAGUCCUCCUUCUUCCCCUUCCUCUUCCUCUUCCUCCUUCUCCUCCAUCUUCCUCCUCCUUUUGAUGUUUAUUUAAUAUGGUUCAGCAGAUUAAUUCCCGGCGAUUCAGUGUAAAAAAAAAAUCAGUGACGCCACAAAUUGUCCAGCGGGAAAAAGGAAAAUCAGCUUGUGUUAGCUGUUGUAUUUUAGGAAACGGUAUGAGGUGUCAGUGAUUUUAUGCGUGUUUUUAAAGACCACACGGAUUGUGUUUGUGUCUCGGUCGGAUAGGAGAUAUAUUUGGUGUGGAUAAAACUUAAAGAACUGUACGUUUUCGUGGGGGAAAAAGCGAGACUUUUAUUCUUUAAAGGAAGUCUGUGAACAUUUUAGGAUUUUUGGUAGUUUGUGAAUAUUUCAGGAAAUCUUUUGACAGUUUAUGGACGUUUCAGGAUUUUUGACAGUUUGUGAACCUUUCAGGAAAUCUUUUGACAGUUUAUGAACAUUUCUGAAAAUGGAGAACAUUGAGGCUGCUGGUACAACGUUGCCAUGUACUAAGAGAGAUUGUAUUUCGUCUUCUAUGAUAUUCCAUUUUAUCACAUUAUUCCAGUUUCGUCUUACGGAAAUUUUUGGUUUAUAAUUGCCUCUUUUCUCUAGACGGGGGACCUAUGGGGCAGUUAUUCAAAAUGCUUUUUAUACAUGUGCCUUUUUUUCUGCCAUCAGUUAUUAAUGCGCGAUGAGGAACUUAAGCCUUGCUUGUAUAUCUUAACACUGCUUUUUGGCAUCCUGACGUCACUAAUAGGCCUAUCUAAUCCUUGUCAAUAUUUCUUUCAUCUCUAUCCAUAUUUAUUGACACUUCGAUUGACUUUUCCCUCUGUUAUCAAUUCCUUAACAUUCCUCUGUUUUUUUUUCCAAAGGUGAACCUACACCUUGUUUGUAUAUAUUUGCGUGGUGGAAUUUAUCUUAAUUUUAUAGCAUAAAUCAGGUGAAUGUAUAAUGUGUAAUUGUGCGAAACGAUGCAAGGGCAUACUUACUAAAUGAUCUCAGUAUUGUACAAUGUGAGAAAUAAUUAUACAUCCUCCAUACGCCAUCCGUCUAACCUGAAUUUGCAACGAAGGUUUAACAUACUGCAAUAACAAAGCCUCUUGAUGCAACAAUGUAAACAAAAUAACAGAUGCUCUCGCGCAUUUUUUUUUAAUGUAUUGUUUUGUCACCCCAAUCGUAUUAGAACAAAUUGCAAUAACAAGACCUUUAUUUUUGUUGCUAGAACAAAAAAAAAAAAAAAUGUUUUACGCAUGUUUCCCUCGGAAUUCAAACCGCCCCGUGGCACAUAACCCAAAUGUCUAUUAAUAAACGUAUACAACAUAUAACGAAACGUAGACAAAAAAUAAAUAAAUAAAUAAAUACGAGGAUAAUUUAUAUACUUCCCUGACAUAUUGUGAAACUAGUCGAGAGUUUGGAACCUGUUGGAGGGGGUACGUGCUUAUUUUUUUGUGUAUAUAAAGCAUUAGUAAUAAUGAUAAAAAAAAUAUAUACGACCUGACCCGUGAAUUCAUUGUGCCAAAUUAUACAUUUUUUUCUCGAGUCCUUUCAUAUUUUUUUUAAAUAUAUUUCUUCCAUUGAGAAAUUGUACUUAUGUAAACAUUUGAUCCUUUUUAUAUGUAUAUAUUGUGUAUGUGAUGGAGAUUUAAGUGAAAUAUAUAUGAACUUCUUCAA
Messenger RNA from Penaeus indicus, 4173 nucleotides. RefSeq names its product meteorin-like. NCBI's taxonomy places the organism in Eukaryota, Metazoa, Arthropoda, Malacostraca, Decapoda, Penaeidae. The annotation marks the transcript as partial. Gene Ontology annotation, molecular function: hormone activity. The record is from RefSeq and is a predicted model, not a curated record. The transcript has 3 exons.